CCGCUGAACGUAUAGGCAUGUUUAUUGAGGCUAAGCCACUGCUAAUGGUAAGCAAACAGGACUACAAGUGGACUAUCAAAACAUAUUUAGCUGACCGGACACAUGAAAUACAGUUUGAAUUGGGAAAACAGUUUCAAGUCAACCGACCCAAUGGUACUAUAGUUAAAUCAACUAUUGUUAGCGGCACCGGUAGACAACUGAUCCAAACACAGAUUGACGGCUCAAUGGAGAUGACAAUUGUACGCGACUUUAACGGUCCCGAUCUGGUGACCACUGCUACCGUCGGCGACACAGUUCAGGCCAAAUGGUUUUAUACGGAAAAUUUUGUUUUAGAUUUUCAUAAUGAUUGAGAU
Molecule: messenger RNA, 353 nt
Organism: Oppia nitens
Lineage: Eukaryota; Metazoa; Arthropoda; Arachnida; Sarcoptiformes; Oppiidae
Product: fatty acid-binding protein-like
Exons: 2
Coding region: 18-350 (110 amino acids)
Source: RefSeq, a predicted model, not a curated record